Dama dama (fallow deer) is the source of this 732-nucleotide messenger RNA. It is a transcript of the gene FXYD1, whose product is annotated as FXYD domain containing ion transport regulator 1. Gene Ontology annotation, cellular component: membrane. Gene Ontology annotation, biological process: monoatomic ion transport; regulation of sodium ion transmembrane transporter activity. The record is from RefSeq and is a predicted model, not a curated record. Gene Ontology annotation, molecular function: sodium channel regulator activity. The transcript is spliced from 7 exons. Lineage: Eukaryota; Metazoa; Chordata; Mammalia; Artiodactyla; Cervidae. Bases 180 to 458 code for a protein of 92 amino acids.
AGGGUCAGGCAGAGAGCGGGCCAGCGGCCGAGGGCAGGAGAACCGGGCUAUUACGGACACAGCGAGGCCGUGGUGUGCGGGCAGGUGGCCCUUGGGUGUUUCCUGGCUGUCUCGUCCCUGGCAGUGUCUGUCUCUCCACCUGGGUGGGGUGAGGCAUCUGCUCUCCCCUGCCAGGGACAAUGGCACCUCUCAGCUACAUCUUGGUUCUUUGUGUGGGUCUCCUUGCCAUGGUCAACGCAGAAGCACCACAGGAACAUGACCCAUUCACUUAUGACUACCAAUCCCUGCGGAUCGGAGGCCUUAUAAUCGCCGGGAUUCUCUUCAUCCUGGGCAUACUUAUCGUCUUGAGCAGAAGAUGCCGGUGCAAAUUCAACCAGCAACAGAGGACUGGGGAACCUGAUGAAGAGGAGGGAACUUUCCGCAGUUCAAUCCGCCGUCUGUCCACCCGCCGGCGGUAGAGACACCUGGCGCGAUGGACACCAGCCAGGUCCCGCAGCUCUAACUAGGCUGGGGGAGGGAGGAGAGAGGAGGAGGGGGCAAAGGGCUGGGGUAGCGGGUCUGGAGGGCUCUCCUGCCCCUCACCCUUUUCACCCCCACAGGAUUCCCCUGGCACUUGACGCUUCCCACCCACCUUCUGCACUCCCACCGCCACCCGGACUGCCCUCUUCCCUAGCCCUGCCCCCACAGACUCUGCCGCUCAGAUUUCCAAUAAAACGUGCUUUUCUCUCUUGA